Molecule: messenger RNA, 660 nt
Organism: Ambispora leptoticha
Lineage: Eukaryota; Fungi; Glomeromycota; Glomeromycetes; Archaeosporales; Ambisporaceae
Source: the annotation of a GenBank genome assembly
AUGUCGAAAGAAAAAGUUAACAAGAAUAUACAUGUUGCAGCACUUGAAGGCCGGCUUGCGGUCGUUAAAGACAUCUUCGAGACUGAAAAGAAGACGAUACAUUCUAGAGACGAGGAUUCACGUACUCCUUUACAUUGGGGUGCAUCUGGUGGUCACUUGGAUGUAAUCGAGUACCUGAUAGAGCAAGGUGCAGAUGUGAAUGUUGUUGAUGAUGCCGAUUGGACUCCAUUACAUAUUGCAGCGUCAACCGGACAUUUAGAUGUAGUGGUAAAAUUAAUAGAGGCCGGUGCAAAUGUUAAUGAACAGAAUGAGAUGGGGAUGACUGCUUUACAUUACGCAGCAUCAAAGAAUAAAAUUGAGAACGAUGCUUCAGUUAGCAUCAGAGACAAAAAUAGUCAGACUCCACUUCAUCGUUCCGCGGUGCUGGGCUAUACAGUGUUUACUCGUCUUUUAUUAGAACAUAAGGCGAACCCCAAUCUUGCGGAUAAAGUUGACAAUACGCCUCUACAUUUAGCGUGUGAAGAAGGCCAUGGCGAUACAGCCAUAUUACUCAUAGAAUACGGUGGUGAUCUAGAACGAAAGAACAAAGAAGAUAAAACACCAUUAGAUCUAUGUAACAGAAAAUUGAAAACGUUCAUUAUUAGUCAGACUCGUGGAUAA